CGCUUAAACAAGCCAUGUCUUGAAAACAGCCUGAUCUCGAGCGGAGUCUUCAGCCUCAAUAAUGAAAGCGCCGGGUAGUCUGCCUUGUCCGAAUCCAAGUUCUAUUCGCUGGAUCAUCAUCUACAUACUUUUGCGAUGAAGGACCUUUCUUUGAAGCAGUUUGAUAACUCCAGCGCCAGAGUUCUGCUUAUACUGUCAUUGUGAAGAUGUCUUUGUCGAUGUUGCCUUCGGCACAUGAGAACGAGUCUCCGGACACUACCAAAGUUCACGAUGUGAUGAACGCUUGUCAUUGUAGUGAGGGGGCCGCAAUGAGAUUGCUGAAAUGUAGCAACAAUGUGGAGGAAGCGAAACUUCGCCACGAUAUCGAGACACUCUAUGGAGUCCCAACAGCUCCCCCAGAGACGCAGAUACACCAACCUCCUCAGGAAUAUGACUUUGAUUUUCUUUCUGAUGAGAGCUCUGAUGACGACCUGACGCUCAUCACGCCCUCUCCGGGUGAGGUUCCUCCAAGCAGUGAAAAAGCUCUGGCAAAGCGUCCACCACCUCCUAAAAAGCCUCAGAACCUGCGAAGCGUAAGCUUGCCAAAGAAUGAGAGCGAUGAUACCAAACAGAAUCCCACCAGCCCCACCAGCCCUCAGCCAGCCCAGAAAUCUUCCCAUCCCAUCCAAGAUGGGACCUCUGCAUCCACCCCUGAAAUUGCUUCUCAUCUAGCGUCCCGGUCAAACAGUUGGCCAGAGAUGGAGCCGAUAGCUACAGAGUCUUUCACCGAGCCACCGACUAUUCCCAAGCUAGUCCUCAAAGAACCUUCCUUUCCACAGCUAGUUUUAGAAGACCUCGUCAUCGAGGAUCCAGCCUGUAGCGCCCCUCAACCCGAAAAUCCAAUGGUGGAAGAUGUCAAGGAGCCGGAAUGGAAUUUCAUUCUUCCAGAGAUCCCCCCACCACCAAGUUUAACACCUGGAGUGGGAGAAGGUAAUGAUGGCUUCAGUCUGCGGGAUUUAGUUGGUGCUAUUCAACAUGGAAUAGACAUCCGUUUUGUGACAGAGUAUCUAGCGUAUUAUGACUCGGACGUUAUACGAAGACAUCUCUGCGACACGCUGGAAGGGUUCCCGUCAAUCUUCUUCGCUGUGGGAACAAACAAUGAAACCCUGAUCCGAAGGUGGCAUGAAUUUGGCGCAGACGUUUCAGCUAUCCACUGCGCUUCAAAGGUUCCUCUCCUCGCUUUCGCUAUCAUGAAUAGCGAACAGCUCGACACUGAUACCACACUCACGGUGUCAACACUCCUGAGUCUCGGUGCGGCCCCCGAAGUCAUCCCUUCAUCGUUUUACACACCAUUUAUCCAAGAUCUUCCCGACAACGGCCCCAGCGACGAAAGCUUGAAGAACGACAUGGAAGACAAGACUAACUCUUGGUGUACUCCUGCCGCAAGAGCAAAGCUUGCCCGAACAGCUAAUAUCACUCAACGCUAUUACCUCGAGCGUGCAUCUAAGACGAAGAAACCCUCGAGUCGCCACAAGCAAGUUGCCAAGCUGAGGAAUGCCGAAGCACUUCUCGGAAUCCCGUAUUUCUUGAUUGGUCAGACAAUGGCCACGAACCGACUUUUCCAAAAACUACUAAACUACAUGAUGGUGCCGACUAAAAGACCUUUGGUAAUGGUCUUCGCAGGGCCCAGUGGUCACGGAAAGACUGAACUUGCGAGGCGACUCGGGCAUUUGAUGAGUUUGGAUCUCGAAAUCGUCGAUUGCACCAUCUACAACCGAGAGAUAGAAUUGUUCGGUCCGCGAAAUCCCUAUGUUGGAGCCGAACAUGGAACCCCGUUGAACAAUUUCCUGGCCAAGAAUGCGGGGAAGAGGUGUAUCGUAUUCCUCGACGAGUUUGAGAAGACCACGACUGAUAUACAUCAAGCUUUAUUGGUUCCCUUUGAUAAUGGGGAGUACCAGGAUCGCCGUGACCUCAAACAGAUCGACUGCUCCAAGACAGUCUGGAUUUUGGCUACGAACGCAUUGGAUUUAACGAUUCAAAACUUCUGCAAACUGCACCAUAAACCAAUUUUCGAAGAUGACGACGAUAGCGAGAAGCUCCGGUUGAUGAAGAGUCUCUCGAAAGCGAUAAAGGAAGACUUCCUUUCCCAAUUUGGAUCUCCAGUCACAGGUCGAAUCUCGGACUUCCUCCCGUUCCUGCCCUUUUCCCCCGGAGAGCAAGCGGUAAUCGUGCACAAAUUCCUCCUUGAAUUAGGCCAAAAGGUCCGGGGACCUGUAAAUCUUGUACCAGGCCCAAAGGAGCAGCUUCUUGGAAAUGUAAGGUUGAAGAUCCGCAAAGAUGCGUCGGUGUGUCGUAUUUUGGCCGAGGCGGAAUAUCAUUCUGACCUUGGUGCUCGGAGUUUGAUUAUGGGCGCUAGGAAGUUGGAAGACACUCUUGUCGAAGUCUAUCUCGAGGUUGACGAAGAGAUCCGUGAGAGUGAGAAGAUGGUUGAUUUUGUGGUCGAUAUCAAUGGAUCUGAGGUAAUCGCAAAGAUGGUCAAGCAGUAGGAGUCAGAAAAGAUAGACUUAAGUUGAACCAUUAGUCUACUUAAGUCAUUAGAACGAUUUAUGCAUGCUCCGAGGCGGACGCGCUCGUCACAACACUCAAUUGGGUUACAGCAGCAACGUUUUAUAGGUCUUCAAACUCCGCAAUGUUGUUGGAGAGCUUAUUCCCAUCACCUGACUCUUUGAAUAUCUGGU
This is a messenger RNA of Hyaloscypha bicolor E, 2717 nucleotides long. Its product is annotated as P-loop containing nucleoside triphosphate hydrolase protein. The coding region runs from base 207 to 2525 and encodes 772 amino acids. Gene Ontology annotation, biological process: cellular response to heat. Gene Ontology annotation, cellular component: cytoplasm. Gene Ontology annotation, molecular function: ATP hydrolysis activity; ATP binding. Lineage: Eukaryota; Fungi; Ascomycota; Leotiomycetes; Helotiales; Hyaloscyphaceae. The record is from RefSeq and is a predicted model, not a curated record. The transcript has 5 exons.